Molecule: messenger RNA, 1449 nt
Organism: Phyllostomus hastatus (greater spear-nosed bat)
Lineage: Eukaryota; Metazoa; Chordata; Mammalia; Chiroptera; Phyllostomidae
Gene: CHID1
Product: chitinase domain containing 1
Exons: 13
Coding region: 188-1369 (393 amino acids)
Biological process (GO): carbohydrate metabolic process
Cellular component (GO): extracellular region
Molecular function (GO): oligosaccharide binding; chitin binding
Source: RefSeq, a predicted model, not a curated record
CGACGCGGAACUGGUGUAGCUCGGGCAAGACAGGCGCGGGCGCCCUGGGGCGGGACUUCCGGCGGCGCUGGCGAGCGUCUUCCGACAGUGCGCUGGAGUGGUCCUGCCGGCCACCGGGACAUGAAGGCCCCGGACCCUGAGGUUGGAGCCCGCCCGUGACCACCCGCCUGCGGCCCGCCCGCCCGCCAUGAAGGUGCUCCUGCGCGUGCUCUGGCUCGCUCUGGCCUGCGGCCCCGCUCACGCCACCCUGUCGAAGUCGGACGCCAAGAAGUCCGCCUCCAAGACACUGCUGGAGAAGACCCAGUUCUCAGAGACGCCCGUGCAGGACCGGGGCCUGGUGGUCACAGACCCCCGAGCCGAGGACGUGGUGCUCGAGCAUCGCAGCUACUGCGCAGCGAAGGCCCGGGAGCGGCACUUUGCCGGGGACGUCCUGGGCUACGUCACCCCAUGGAACAGCCACGGCUACGACGUGGCCAAGGUCUUCGGGGGCAAGUUCACGCAGAUCUCGCCCGUGUGGCUGCAGCUGAAGCGGCGUGGCCGCGAGAUGUUCGAGGUCACGGGCCUUCACGACGUGGACCAAGGGUGGAUGCGUGCCGUCAGGAAGCAGGCCAAGGGGCUGCGCAUAGUCCCUCGGCUGCUGUUUGAGGACUGGACUCACGAGGACUUCCGGAGCGUCUGGGACAGCGAGGACGAGAUAGAGGAGCUCAGCAAGACCGUGGUCCAGGUCGCCAAGAGCCAGCACUUCGACGGCUUUGUGGUGGAGGCCUGGAGCCAGCUGCUGAGCCAGGAGCGCGUGGGUCUCGUGCACAUGCUCACCCACAUGGCCGAGGCGCUGCACCAGGCCCGGCUGGUGGUCAUCCUGGUCAUCCCGCCGGCCGUCACCCCUGGGACCGACCAGCUGGGCAUGUUCACGCACAAGGAGCUGGAGCAGCUGGGCCCCGUGCUGGACGGGUUCAGCCUCAUGACCUACGACUACCCGACCGCGCAGCAGCCGGGCCCCAACGCACCGCUGUCCUGGGUGCGAGCCUGCGUCCAGGUCCUGGACCCCAAAUCCAGGUGGCGGAGCAAGAUCCUCCUGGGGCUCAACUUCUACGGCAUGGACUACUCGGCCUCCAAGGAUGCCCGCGAGCCUGUCGUCGGGACCAGGUACAUCCAGACGCUGAAGGAGCACAGGCCCCGGAUGGUGUGGGACAGCCAGGCCGCAGAGCACUUCUUCGAGUACAAGAAAAGCCGAGGCGGGAGGCACAUCCUCUUCUACCCGACUCUGAAGUCCGUGCAGGUGCGGCUGGAGCUGGCCAGGGAGCUGGGCGUCGGGCUGUCCAUCUGGGAGCUGGGCCAGGGCCUGGACUACUUCUACGACCUGCUCUAGGCCCGGCCGCAGGGCGGCCGCGACUUCCAGGCGAUGGGGGGCAUGUGGCGUGCGAAAUACAGACUCUUCCGUCUUCCCAA